AUGACCUUUUUCGAAGAUAGACAAAUUUUCUUGAGGACAAAAUACAUAGAUCCUCACGCGGAUCCCAGCUUGUUUGCCAACACCCCCGAACGAUUAAAAGCUGCAAUCGUUAUACUGGUCAGAAACAGCGAACUAGACCAAUUGUUGCUUACUCUUAAGCAGUUUGAAGAUCGCUGGAACAGGAAAUACAAUUAUCCUUAUGUCUAUCUAAAUGAUGUACCUUUCACUGAAGAAUUUAUAGAAAAAACUUCUGCCAUGACAAUGGCUAAAACUUAUCACGCCACAAUUCCCAAGGAGAUGUGGAGCUAUCCUUCAUGGAUUAACCAGACAAAAGCGGAAACCACACGUGUGCAGAUGGAACUCGAUAAUGUACCAUACGGAGGAUUAGAAUC
Molecule: messenger RNA, 392 nt
Organism: Paraglomus brasilianum
Lineage: Eukaryota; Fungi; Glomeromycota; Glomeromycetes; Paraglomerales; Paraglomeraceae
Source: the annotation of a GenBank genome assembly